UCUUGGACAGAAGGACGAACGCGCACUUGGAAGAGCGCGAGACGGUGUUAUUGUACUUCAGUCUAUUAUCUAUCUAGGCAUCUACACAAGAGCAUCGGGGGCUUUUACUUGACUCAGCAAGAUGGUUAAAGAUCCAAGGAAGCCCAGAGGAAAAAUGUCCUCUUAUGCCUACUUUGUGCAAACCUGUCGUGAGGAGCAUAAGAAAAAGCAUCCAGAUGCUACUGUUAACUUCUCUGAAUUCUCCAAGAAAUGCUCAGAGCGAUGGAAGUCAAUGACACCCAAAGAGAAGGGCAAGUUUGAAGAUAUGGCAAAACAGGAUAAAGUCCGUUAUGAAAGAGAAAUGAAGAACUACGUCCCUCCCAAAGGUGAAAAGAAGAAACGGUUUAAGGACCCUAAUGCCCCCAAGAGACCUCCGUCGGCUUUCUUCAUUUUCUGUGGUGACUACCGCCCUAAGAUCAAGGGUGAAAACCCAGGCCUGUCCAUUGGAGACAUAGCGAAGAAGCUGGGAGAGAUGUGGAACAGCUCAUCAGCAGAAGUAAAGCAGCCUUAUGAGAAGAAGGCAGCCAAGUUGAAGGAGAAGUAUGACAAGGAUAUUGCUGUAUACCGCACAAAAGGAAUUGCAGGGUUAUCCAAAAAGGCUCCUGGUGAGGAGGAGGAUGAUGGCGAAGAUGAUGAUGAAGAAGAUGAUGAAGAUGAGGAAGACGAAGAUGAUGAGUAGAGUAGCUACUGAUGAAGCCUUUGUUCUUGUUCAUACCAUAAACCCAAUUGUACACGAUUUGCGUCCUGAAACCUAAUACAGCAGAAACAAGAAUUGUUAGGCUGUGUAUAUGAAACGUUUUUAAGAUGUACAGUGUUAUUCUCCUUUUGUAAAGUUAACACUAUGUGUCUAUAGUCUUUGCUCCCUCCCUCUCCCCCUUUUGGUUAGUGGUAGUUCUUGCGUGGAACAGUUUAAGGUGGAGGAGAACGGCUGUUUCUAUGAAGGUGCAUAGCACAAUUAUCUGGUUUCUGUAGAUCUGUAGUACAUUGUCAUAUUAGUUUUUAAAAAUAUUUUUCGUAUUUGCUGUCAAGGUCCUUUUAAUUGUACUUUGAUUACCACUCUAAUUACAAGAAUGCAGCUUUGUUUGACAUUCACGAAUGUGUCUGAAAUAAACAUUUUCUUUCUUUUUUUUAA
Molecule: messenger RNA, 1171 nt
Organism: Electrophorus electricus (electric eel)
Lineage: Eukaryota; Metazoa; Chordata; Actinopteri; Gymnotiformes; Gymnotidae
Gene: hmgb1b
Product: high mobility group box 1b
Biological process (GO): regulation of transcription by RNA polymerase II
Source: RefSeq, a predicted model, not a curated record